Molecule: messenger RNA, 2576 nt
Organism: Mytilus trossulus (common blue mussel)
Lineage: Eukaryota; Metazoa; Mollusca; Bivalvia; Mytilida; Mytilidae
Product: toll-like receptor 2 type-2
Exons: 2
Coding region: 82-846 (254 amino acids)
Biological process (GO): inflammatory response; toll-like receptor signaling pathway; immune response
Cellular component (GO): plasma membrane
Molecular function (GO): transmembrane signaling receptor activity
Source: RefSeq, a predicted model, not a curated record
UGGAGUUCGUAUUACAAGCAUGUGACUGCAUACACUGGAAUACGUGAUUUUGUCACUAAAAGUAAUCUCACAAAAAUAAUUAUGAACAUCAUAACUGUUGGACUAUUUUGGAACUUAAUAUCCUUAAAAGAAGUUCAAAGUAAAGGAAAUAAGACGGAAUGUAUCGAGGAAAAUGCACAUGUUAAUUGCAGAUUUGUGAAUUCCUGCAAAACAAAGUUUUGGUUACCGUUUGCCGUGUCUAUAACCUCAAUUAUCAUGUUUGCCAUAUUAUUAACCGUCGUAUUCGUUCGAUAUAGAUAUGCUGUUGAGUACUUUUUAUUGAAAUUCAAAAUGAAAAUAAGAAAUUAUAAAGAAUUAAACCAUGAAUAUACUUAUGAUGCUUUUAUAUCAUAUAGUCAUGCAGAUACGCAAUGGAUUAAACAGUUCCAUGACAAUGUUACCGGUAUGGGUUUCGAUUUAUGUCUAGAUACCAAGGACUUUACCUGUGGUCCUGGUAUUGCAGAAAAUAUUAUAAAUGCAAUCGAAUCCAGCAGAAAGGUGAUAUUUAUUAUAACUCACAAUUUCUUAAAGAGUACUUGGGGAUCGUAUGAAAUGGAAAUGACCCGCAUGCAUGCUUUUCAGAAGGGAAGAGAAGACAUGGUAAUUGUUGUUGUAAAGGAUGAGAUAAAGGUAUCCGAUAUGCCGGAAGUAUUAAAGUGUAUGUGGUUUAAAAUUACAUGUAUUCAAUGGCCGAACGAUGACAACCUGCCUUACAAUACGAAAGAAAUAUUUUAUGAAAAGAUAAAAAUGUCUCUCCAAAGGAGGGAGGAUACUACUUUACUGUAUUCUAGAAAUUCAGCUGUAUAGAGCCUUUGCCAUCAUUUCAGAAAUAUAAACUAAUGAUAAGUCCUACUUUUAUAAGUUGGAGUCAAAAGUACGAUUUCCUGCAAAGCUUAUUGACUACAUUAGUUUUGGAUUAACAGUGAUUAAAAUAUUCCAAUGAGACUAAAAAAGGAUUUUUGUUGUUGUGAUAAAUGAUAAUUUUACCUGACGUAGACGUGUGAAAAAUUAAUUUCGAAAUUUUACUUCCAAAAAUUACUUGUGUAAUGCCCGCGUCACACUGUCCCGAUUUUUAUAUACGAUGAACACCCGAAUGCGAUAAUUGUAAGUUCGUACGAAGUUGGUCCCGAUCUCGUUAAAAUACCAAAAAGUGACCGAAGCAAGUACGAUGAAUAACGAAGUCUAUACGAUGGUGCCGAAAUUAUAUACGAUAGCAAAAGACGGACAUACGAAGGUUAACCGAAGACGAGUAUUUAAGCUUCAUAUCUCAGCCGAAUCCUACAAGAUGGAUCACGAAGGUUUCACGAUGGACCACGAAGGCUACACGAUGGAUUAAGAUGAUGGCGCGAUGACCAUACGUUAUUUCUAGUUACUGAAUGUUUUGGUCGAUUUCUAAAAAUAUAGUUUAUGUAUCAAAUAUGCAUAUUCAAUGAUAUGGGGAAAGCAGUAAAUGCGGCAAAAUAUGACAUAUCGAAAACAAAAUGGUUAUGGAGUACACUUUCGUGUGACAACAACUCAGACGAUACAUAAAAAAUCAGAAUAAUGAAGAAAACGUUGGUUUCCCAAUAUACGUGUACCUGCAGUGUUGGUGUACGAGGCGCGUUUAUGAUUUUCAUUAUAUUACUUGAUAUGAAAAAUUGACAAAAAAAUGAUAUUUUAAUUGAAAAAGUAAAUCCUGAGCCUGUAAUAGCUGCUCUUCUUGUUCCAUUUGAAUUAAUAGAAACAACGCUGUCGCCUUUCUUGUUCUCAUAGAAUUAUAUGAAAUAAGCUCCAUGUUUUGUGAAUGACUUUCUUAUCUUUCGUAUUAGACCGACAAGUGCAUAUCGAGCAUGGCACUUUAAAUGCAUUUCAGAGCGAAAAUUAACUCAAAUUUAACUGGAUUUAUUGACGUCGUAGUUCCAUCUUGUCGCCUUCGUACUUUUAUUCGAUGGCAACACGACGGGUUUACGAGGUCUUCACGAAGUCGUGUUGCCAUUGUAAGACCUUCGGGUAUCUUCGUGAUUCAUUCAUGUAGACAUCAUAAUGUCAAAACUGCCCGGUGGAAACGAUGGAAACACGAUUGCAAUACGAUGUUCAAAGAUGCAUUCCCGGUGACAUAACGAUGGUGAGGAUGGUGAUACGAACUCAAUACUUAUCCUCAUCGUCGGACGUACCUUCGAGGAUUUUUUAACAUGUUAAAAAACUUAGAACCCUUCCCGAAGUUGUCCCCGAAGGCUAGAAAAAGUGGCAGAUGGUUCUACGAUGGUUAAAGAUGGCACUACGAAUAGCCUGAUCUGGAUACGAUCAGUCCCGAUUUUGAAAAUUUCCAUAAUCGUGUUGCCAUCGGCGUAAAAAUCGGGACAGUGUGACGCGGGCAUUAUGAAAUAUAACGUCUCAUUUGUGAACUUUCUCUUUUUUCUUCGCCAUAGGCUUUUAAAAAUAAUCUAUGUACUGUGUAUUCGGAAAAUUUUGUGAAAAAGAAGAAGUCGCAAUUUUCACCUUUCAUAUGUUUACUUUCAUUGAUAAAAAAAAAAAAAAAAAUAUCGACUCCUCCAGUG